CCUCAUUACUUAUUGCUCUCAAAUCAGCCGCUACCCUACCCAGCCAUGUUUUCAGAGAUACUGAGCACCAAAAACAACACGCAUGUCAAUCCCUCUCUCUCUCUUCGUUGUCGUUUUUGUUUGACUCUCUGUGUCCCUCUAUAAAACCAAUACAAAACCCCCAUGCAAAAAGUAAUAACCCCAUUGUCGUCUCUCUAAUCUCUCUCACUUUUUCUCUCUCUUUUGCUCUCUCUCUCUUUAAAGUCAUAAACCCCUAAACCCUGGAAAAAAAAACAAAGAUCAAAAUGGACGGUUAUGAUGAGCAGCACGUGCAGGGUGAUUCGGCACGUGCCGCCGGGGAUGGUGCUGCUCCGGGGAGCACAAGUCGGUGGAACCCAACAAAGGAGCAGAUCAAUAUGCUUGAGAAUUUUUACAGGCAAGGCAUAAGGACGCCGAGCGCCGAGCAAAUACAGCAGUUGACAAGUAGGCUGAGGGCUUAUGGCCACAUCGAGGGCAAAAAUGUGUUUUAUUGGUUUCAAAAUCACAAGGCAAGACAGAGGCAGAAGCAGAAGCAAGAGAGCGUAGCUUAUCUUAAUCCCUUUUUCCAUAUGACAUCCCAGUCUAUGUUUCCUCCUCCUCCUCCUCCUCUUAAUCAUCAUCCUUGCCCAAAUGUGAUGUGCAGCCCAUAUUACAUACCAGUUCAGAAUGAAUUAGGGUUCUAUCAACAAUCUCCAUAUCCCUAUAAGGUGCCUUUUCCUGGUGGAGCCAAGGGGAAACCAAGGACAGAGAAAUCCGUUAAGCCAAGAACCACCCACACUGGUGGCUCUGGAUAUGAACCUAUGCCACACGGAUAUAGUACUAGCGGAGGCGGCUACAUGAUCAACGAUGUCGCGAACGAAUCGACCGGCAGAUGUGAUCAAGAAACACUGCCACUCUUUCCUUUGCAACCCACAGGCAUUUUACAAGGGAGAGAAUAUCAAAACCCUUCAUGUGGUUCUGGUACUGCUAAUUAUGCUGACAAUUCCACUGCUGCUCUAAUUGGCUCUAAUUCUGAGAUUGUUGGUGACCAACCUUUCUAUGACUUUUUCUCUGGAUAGAACAAGGGCUAUGUGUUUAGAGAUUGAUUGAAUUGCAGGAUUGCUAACGAUCAUUUUGACUACUUGUUUUUUUAAACUGGGCUGUAAUUGUUUGUAGUUGGGGUUUUAGUGAUAAUUAUUCAUGGACAUGUGCCUUAUCUUUCCU
Molecule: messenger RNA, 1221 nt
Organism: Prunus persica (peach)
Lineage: Eukaryota; Viridiplantae; Streptophyta; Magnoliopsida; Rosales; Rosaceae
Product: WUSCHEL-related homeobox 2
Exons: 2
Coding region: 285-1076 (263 amino acids)
Biological process (GO): plant organ development
Molecular function (GO): DNA binding; DNA-binding transcription factor activity
Source: RefSeq, a predicted model, not a curated record